GUUUGCACUUUACAGGGUCACCGACUACAGAACUCGUUGAAAGCACUGUGAACUGAGUGGAGGAAAACGUACAAUCAUGGCUCGAUGCUUCAACUCUGCUCCUCUGCCAUUCCGGCCUCCACAUUCUCCGAGUUCCUCCUCCUAUUCCACGCAAUUGAGCUCCUCCAUGUCCCGCAGGAUCCUCGUGAGUAAGACGCUGGUGAGUAGACGUGGGAUUCAGCCCUCCGGAGCUGCCGAAGGAACCAGAGUGUUCGUCGUGUCUGAUCUACAUACGGACUAUGAGGAGAACAUGGAGUGGGUCAAGCGUUUGUCCGACCGGAAAACUGUUGGAGAUGUGCUUCUGGUUGCGGGCGAUGUGGCCGAGACAUACGCCAAUUUUGUUCAGACGAUGUCGAUUUUGAAGGAUAAGUUUGGUCGCGUCUUCUUUACGCCUGGUAAUCACGAUCUUUGGCUGCGCAGGGAGAGUAGCGAUUUGUUGUGUUCGCUGGACAAGCUGGAUAAAUUGAUAGAAGCAUGUCAUAGUGUUGGAGUGGAUACCAAACCAGAUGUAGUUGAUGGUAUUGGUAUCAUCCCGUUAUACUCAUGGUAUCAUGAGAGCUUCGAUACAGAGAAGGACAUAACUGGAAUCCGUAUUCCGCCAUUAGGGAUGGCAUGUAAGGACUUCCAUGUCUGCAAAUGGCCUGAUGAGUUGCAAAAUGAAGAGGCUUCACUUGCUCGGUAUUUUGAUUCUUUGAAUGAUGAAAAUUCAAAGAUAAUUGAGGAUAUCAUGACGGGAUGCAGUCAUAUAAUUUCAUUUUCUCAUUUCUUACCGAGGCAAGAGUUAUGCCCAGAAAAGAGAAUGCUCUACUAUCCAAACCUUCCAAAAAUGAUUGGCUCAAAAUAUCUCGAAAGUCGAAUAAGGGCUAUACAUGGAGCUGGAGGGAGAACAACAUCAUGCCACGUAUUUGGUCACACUCAUUUCUGUUGGGAUGCUGUUCUUGAUGGUAUCAGGUAUGUGCAGGCUCCCUUAGCUUAUCCUAGGGAAAGACGAAAAAAAGUGAAUGGAGGCGAAGAUUGGCUGCCUUUAUGCCUUUACUCUGGCAGGAAUUUUGCGGAGAAGCUCUCGAAUUGCUACUGGUCCGAUUAUUACAAUGCCAACCCGAGAACACCGGAUAUCACUCAGCCUGCCCCUUGGGUUACCAGAUUGAGAAGAUUGAGAAGGUGAAGUCGAUUUGGAGAACGCAGAAUAGAGAAGGAUUGGGGUCUGAGGGUAAAAUCGAUUUGCAGAAUACAGAAAAAUGAAUGGAAGAAUUGGAAGGGAAAUGAUAGGGACUAUUGUGCAAAUAUUUGGUAAAUUAAUUAGAUUUUGAUUUUUAAAAAAAUAAAAAAAUAUAAACAAAUAAAUGUACAUGCGUUUAAUUUUGAUUGGGUGAACCGGUUAAAUUGGAUAAAUUUAGACCGAUGAUCCCAACCCCUAUAUUGAAAAGUCGUGAACAUGGUUGUGGUCGUGUUAACAUGGGCAAGAACAUGGCCGUGUUCAGAAGUGCAAGGUAAUCAAUGCGACCGUAUUGAAGGCGGUAACACGGGCAAAAACAUAAUCAUGUUUAAAAGUGCAAGGUAAUCAAUAUAGCCGUAUUGAAGCCAAUACAGCCAUGUGUUCAGUCCUAUUCAAUCAUUG
Molecule: messenger RNA, 1657 nt
Organism: Andrographis paniculata
Lineage: Eukaryota; Viridiplantae; Streptophyta; Magnoliopsida; Lamiales; Acanthaceae
Exons: 7
Coding region: 77-1204 (375 amino acids)
Molecular function (GO): hydrolase activity
Source: RefSeq, a predicted model, not a curated record